ACAAAAGUAGAUGUAAAUGGAAUCUAAGACAAAAUCUGUGUCAUGUCUUAACAGCCACAGGUUUUUCACUUCUUGCCAGAAAACUAGAAACUAACGUUCAAAGACUAAAAAAAUCUACACUGCCCCCCUAAAAUGGCAAGAGCUCCCUUGUCUCUGACCUCCAAAGCACCGUUACCACCACCAACAAUCACCCCACUCCGCCACCAACGUUCACCGAUCACCACAGUCCGCGUCAGUGCCACCGCCGUGACAACCACAGCAAUGCCAGACCACCACCCUACACUGGAAAUCAGUGGAGGAGCGGUUGAUCGUUUUCUCCCAGCUUUCAAGAGCCUUCACCUUCCUUACAAGCCUUUUCCGAUCGUUGGUUGGAACCGCCAUAUUGAGACCAUCUUCGCAGCCUUUUUCCGUAAAGUCCCCCACGUCAGGUACCGCCGUGAGUGCCUCCGGACUAAAGAUGCUGGCACCAUAGCCUUGGAUUGGGCCAGCGACGACCACCGCAGCUUGCCUGCUGACGCUCCCAUUCUCAUUUUACUGCCAGGGUUAACAGGAGGAAGUCAAGAUUCAUAUGUAAAGCAUAUGUUGGUGAAAGCUAGGAGCAAAGGUUGGAGGGUUGUGGUCUUCAAUAGCCGGGGUUGUGGUGAUAGCCCUGUUACAACUCCUCAGCUUCAAUCAGCAUCAUUUCCAGGUGAUACGUGCCAUGUAGUAGAUCAUGUUUCCUCCAGGUACCCCAAAGCAAAUAUUUAUGCUGCUGGUUGGUCUCUAGGAGGGAAUAUCCUUGUUAAUUAUUUGGGAAGGAAGGCGAAUAACUGCGCUCUUACUGGUGCUGUAUCACUGUGUAACCCUUUCGAUUUAGUAAUUGCAGACGAAAACCUCCGUAAGGGCUUUAACAAUAUCUAUGACAGAGCACUUAGGGAAGCUCUUUGUAGAAUUUUCACAAAACACGCUCCUCUCUUUGAAGAUAUAGAAGAUAAAUAUAAUGUCCAAGUGGGUUUGAAUCCCCAGACUGUCAGGGAAUAUGAUGAAGCUAUAACACGCGUGGCAUUGGGUUUCAAGUCAGUGGAUGACUAUUACUCAAAUUCAUGCAGUUGUCAUGUCAUACAACAUGUUCGGAUUCCUUUGCUUUGCAUCCAGGCUGCAAAUGAUCCGAUUGCUCCAAUUGAGGGAACUCCUCGUGAAGAUAUCAAGGGAAAUCCAAACUGCAUGUUGAUAGUAACACCCCAGGGUGGUCAUUUGGGUUGGGUUGCCGGUGAUGAGGCUCCCUUCGGAGCUCCUUGGACUGAUAAUGUGGUGAUGGAUUUCCUUGAGCAUCUGCAGAAAGAUGCACCCAAACCCCAAGAAAAUUCUAGCAAUGCAGAAGAUGUGCAGCAAGGUUCAGAGGACUUGCAUCAAGCAAAAGUAUAGUUUGCAAAGAUCAUGUAUGCACAUGUUCUUGUAUCAUUUAACCCUUAAUCUUGGCUGUACAAUCAUACCAUCAAGUUCCAUUAGAAAAAUCCAGAAAUCAUCUGAUUCUUUAUACUUUCACAUUGUUCUUA
Theobroma umbraticum is the source of this 1535-nucleotide messenger RNA. Its product is annotated as esterase/lipase/thioesterase family protein. The record is from RefSeq and is a predicted model, not a curated record. Gene Ontology annotation, biological process: lipid metabolic process. Lineage: Eukaryota; Viridiplantae; Streptophyta; Magnoliopsida; Malvales; Malvaceae. Gene Ontology annotation, molecular function: monoacylglycerol lipase activity; short-chain carboxylesterase activity.